AUGGAUCCUACACCACAGCACUCACCCGCACAUGCUGGGGCUGCGCCAGAUGGAAUCGCUUCUUUAGACUCCUCGCAAACUCUUGAGGGAGAGGAAAAGAAAAAGUCUGAUGAUCAAGCCUUUUUCAUGAUGUUCAACUCAUGGGGAAUCGCAAAUACGUUUGGCGCUUACCAAACAUACUACGAGUCUGGCUUGCUCGCCCAUGAAAGUCCAUCAAACAUUUCGUGGAUAGGUUCUAUCCAGGCAUUCCUGUUGCUCUUUGUAGGUGGCCUUAUUACAGGUCCUAUCUAUGAUGCUGGGUAUCUGAGGGGAUUGGUCAUAGCCGGCUCGGUUUUAGGGGUUACCGGGAUGAUGAUGACUAGCAUUUGCAAAGAGUACUGGCAAGUCGUCUUAGCGCAGGGCGUUCUUGUGGGCUGUGGCUCCGGAUGUCUAUUGUUGCCUUCCGUAGCAGUCAUGCCGCAGUAUUUUACUAAGAGGAGGGCAUUCGCUACAGGUGUUGGUGCUGCAGGAAGCAGUCUUGGGGGAGUUAUAUACCCCAUUGUCUUUCAUCAACUCCAACCACGGAUUGGGUUCGGGUGGGCCACCCGUGUUAUUGCCUUCAUCAUGCUCGGCACGCUCAUGAUCCCCAUUCUUGUCAUGCGCGCCAGGGCUUUCCCAUCCACCCGACGCCCACUGUUCGAUAAAAAUAUCCUUCGAUCCGUUCCUUACGACCUCUUCUCCCUCGGAGAAUUCUUUGGUUUCAUGGGAAUGUAUAUCCCGUUCUAUUAUGCCACAUCAUACAGUAUUUCGCACAACAUCGCCAACGAAAAUAUUUCCUUCUACCUACUUACCUUGCUUAACGUUGGAUCCAUCUUCGGUCGUAUCGUGCCCAAUUUCUUCGCAGACUUAACGGGGCCGUUGAAUAUCACCUUCCCGUUCAUUCUCCUCUGCAGCGUCAUCGCUUUCAGCUGGACAUCCGUUCACUCCCUCGGCCAAAUGGUUGUCUUCUGCCUCUUCUACGGAUGCUUCUCCGGGACUUUCGUUUCCAUCACCGGACCCGCACUUGCUACUUUGUCUAACGACAUGAGUCUUGUCGGAACGCACAUGGGGAUGAGCUUCACGUUCGGUGCAUUAGGUCUUCUGGUCGGAAACCCUGUCGCUGGCGUGUUAUUGAAGAAGGGCUGGAUUGCUCCAGCGACUUUUUGCGGGACUGCUAACAUCCUUGCUGCUCUUUGUAUAUUGGGUGCUAGGGUUAAGAAGGCGGGAUGGAACUUGAAAGUCAAGGUUUAA
Messenger RNA from Lachnellula hyalina, 1269 nucleotides. Its product is annotated as Aspyridones efflux protein. Lineage: Eukaryota; Fungi; Ascomycota; Leotiomycetes; Helotiales; Lachnaceae. Gene Ontology annotation, cellular component: fungal-type vacuole membrane. Bases 1 to 1269 code for a protein of 422 amino acids. Gene Ontology annotation, molecular function: transmembrane transporter activity. The transcript is spliced from 4 exons. The record is from RefSeq and is a predicted model, not a curated record. Gene Ontology annotation, biological process: transmembrane transport.